CGAUUCGUGAAGGGAAAAGAAUAGCGCCCAUUUCAUUUUGUUUGCGAAACUAACAGACACGGUUGUCUAUUGCGCAGUAGUAUUAAACUUUUGUAUCUGACCUCAACGAACGAAAGGGAUUUUUGCAGCUCAGAGCAAUCUCGCAUACGCAACAAAGCGACGUAAGAAAGUGACCCAUUCGAUGACACUAACGGUGGCAACGAUUCGACGACUCGCGCGGCUUGCGACGCUCUCGAUGGGAGGCCUUGCAGGAACUUGCGCCUUUUUGGUUCCCGGACAGCAACAGCAAAGCCGUCUCCAUCACUGGCGCCCCUCGGCGGGGGGUUGCAACACGUCAUGGAGCAUGGCGGGAACCGAGUACUCGGACUUUGGCGAUCCCCCCGGGGAGGGGGGUGGAGCCUACUCGGCUUCGCUGCCGACUUCCAACGAUUCCUUGACGCCGCGGGAAAUCGUGUCGAUGUGCAUGGACUGUUUGCAGGGCGGCGACGACAACGCACACGCUACCGACGAGCGGGCCGGACUGGAGAUCUGCUAUAACUUCUCCUCGGACGCCUGCCGCACCGCCAACGGGGGAUCCCUGGAAUCCUUCCUGCAGCGGGCCAACAACCCGGUCUUCCAGACGAUGGUCCGCUGCGAGAAAUGGGAGGUCGAGAACGUUGGGCCCGAGAUCAUGGGAACGAACACGAGGGGUGCCAUGCAAACCGUUCUGGUGAACGUCGUGCCAUCCGCUGCGGCCGGGGGAGGCCGCAGAGACCGGAGGUUCUUGUGGACCUUUGUGAGGGAGCGGAGGCCGCCGCGGCAGGGCCAUUUCCUAGUCCACGAGUGUAUUGCAGUAGACAAUGCCUUUGCCCUGACCGAGUAGGCUGACAGCUAGCUAGCUACUGUAGUUGAUUGCCUUCAUAGCACCUCUGCAACGUGCCGGGUACGGUUUACCACCGAUGGAGUUGAUUCAUUCGGUCCCGAACCAUUCGCAAUCGAAGCUAGUGCUGUCGAAGGCUCACCGCAUGAUUCGGUUCUGCUGGAGUUCGUCUUCGAAGCUCUGGUAUGCGCCUGUUAAAGUCGAAGCCACUAUGCUGUCAGAUAUGCCAGUCUCGAACGACAAGUGUAUAUAUAACAGUGGAGACACCUACGAUUUGGAAGUAUGGUACUACUACUCAAAGCGAGUCAGGUUUCAAAUUAACUACUCGUUACUUG
Molecule: messenger RNA, 1194 nt
Organism: Pseudo-nitzschia multistriata
Lineage: Eukaryota; Bacillariophyta; Bacillariophyceae; Bacillariales; Bacillariaceae
Source: the annotation of a GenBank genome assembly